Messenger RNA from Pipistrellus kuhlii (Kuhl's pipistrelle), 3723 nucleotides. RefSeq names its product RNA binding motif protein 6 (gene RBM6). The transcript is spliced from 21 exons. Gene Ontology annotation, cellular component: nucleus. Bases 228 to 3608 code for a protein of 1126 amino acids. Gene Ontology annotation, molecular function: RNA binding. The record is from RefSeq and is a predicted model, not a curated record. NCBI's taxonomy places the organism in Eukaryota, Metazoa, Chordata, Mammalia, Chiroptera, Vespertilionidae. Gene Ontology annotation, biological process: mRNA splicing, via spliceosome.
GCCGCUCUACUCCAUCUCCCGGCAGGCCGAGCGCUGCGGGCGGCGGCGGCGCCUUUGUGGAGGCAGCGGCCGGCGCGGAGGAAGUUCCGGUCUCCGCGACACCGGGUCGGCGGCGGCGGCUGAGGAGUAGGAGGAGUGGGCCGCGGAGGCCGCGCUGCCUCGGUGCUGCUCUAACCAGCGUUCGGUAGCAAAAGAGGAUCUGCUCAUUGGGCCCUCUGGACUCAGAGAUGUGGGGGGACUCUCGAUCUGCUAACAGAACACGGCCUUUUCGUGGGAGCCAAGAAGAAAGGUUUGCUCCCGGGUGGAACAGGGAUUAUCCUCCUCCUCCCCUUAAGAGUCAUGCUCAAGAGAGACACUCUGGCAACUUUCCUGGCAGAGAUUCACUUCCCUUUGAUUUCCAGGGGCAUUCGGGGCCUCCCUUUGCAAAUGUAGAGGAGCACCCUUUCAGCUAUGGCGCUAGAGACGGACUGCUUGGUGACUAUCCAGGAGGGGAGGGGUCUGGACACGAUUUCAGGGGGGGAGAUUUUUCAUCUGACUUCCAGAGCAGAGACUCUGCACAGCUGGACUUCAGAGGCAGGGACAUCCAUUCUGGGGAUUUCCGGGAUAGAGAAGGACCCUCCCUGGACUACAGGGGCGGCAGUGGGGCUCCUGUGGAUUACAGGAGCCGGGAGCCAUCUCACAUGAACUACAGAGACAGGGAGGCUCACACUGUUGACUUCAGAGGUAGGGAUGCUCCUCCGUCUGACUUCAGGGGGGGCCGGGGCGCUUAUGACUUAGAUUUCCGAGGCCGGGAAGGAUCUCACACCGAUUUUAGGGGAAGGGAUUUAUCAGAUUUGGAUUUCAGGACCAGAGAUCAGUCUCGUUCUGAUUUUAGGAAUAGAGACGUGUCUGAUUUGGACUUCAGGGACAAAGACGGAACACAGGGGGACUUCAGAGGCCGAGGUUCGGGUACUAGUGAUCUAGACUUUAGGGACAGGGAUGCACCACAUUCAGAUUUCAGAGGCAGACACCGGUCCAGGACAGAUCAGGACUUUAGGGGCAGGGAUGUGGGGGCGUGUAUGGAAUUUAAGGGUAGGGAGAUGCCCUCUGUGGAUCCAAAUAUAUUGGAUUACAUUCAACCCUCUACACAAGACAGAGAACAUUCUGGUAUGAAUGUGAACAAGAGAGAAGAAUCCACACCUGACCACACAGCAGAAAGGUCUGCUUUUGGCACUCAGAAGGGAGAAUUGGAGCAUUCAGAAACGAGAGAAGGAGAAACACAAGGGGUAGCCUUUGAACAGGAGUCUUCGUCAGACUUCCAGAACAGCCAGAGUCCACUGCAAGACCAAGACAAGGCACAGCCUUCCGGCGGCGACAAACAGAGUUCUGGUUCUGGUUUAUUCAAAGAAGAAGGUGGCCUGGACUUUCUUGGCCGGCAGGACACAGAUUACAGAAGCAUGGAGUACCGCGACGUGGACCACAGGCUGCCAGGAGGCCAGCUGUUUGGCUACGGCCAGAGCAAGUCUUUUCCAGAGGGCAAACCUUCUCGAGAUGGCCCGCAGGAGCUUCAGGAUCAAGAUUAUAGGACUGGCCCAAGUGAGGAGAAAGCAAGCAAGCUUAUUCGAUUAAAUGGGGUGCCUGAAAAUGCCACAAAAGAAGAGAUUCUUAACGCCUUUCGGACGCCUGAUGACAGGCCUGUGAAGGACUUGCAGCUGAAGGGGUAUAACACAGGUUACGACUAUGGCUAUGUCUGCGUGGAAUUUUCACUCUUGGAAGAUGCCAUCGGAUGCAUGGAGGCCAACCAGGGAACGCUGAUGAUCCAUGACAAAGAGGUCACCCUCGAGUAUGUACCCAGCCUGGAUUGUUGGUACUGCAAACGGUGUAAGGCCCCCACUGCUGGACACCGACCUUCCUGCUCAAUCUGCAAGUGCCCGAGGGAAGGGACAGACGUGAAGCAGGACUUAGUGACGUACCCUCAGCUUCAGAAAACGCCCCUCCCACCGCCAUCAGAAAAGCAACCCAGCCAGUCCCCAAGGUCCGCUGACAAGGAACAGGUGCCCAAGAAGCGGGAAGAAGGACAAGAGCCACGCUCGGGACAUCAAAAGAAAGAAGCAGAUCGGUACCCGCCUCCCUCUCGCAGGGAAGGGCUCAGCUUCCGAAGAGACCGAGAGAAGGAUCCGUGGUCUGGGGAGACACGCCAGGAUGGGGAGAGCAAAACCAUCAUGCUCAAGCGCAUCUACCGAUCCACACCCCCUGAGGUGAUCGUGGAAGUGCUGGAGCCCUACGUCCACCUGACCACUGCCAACGUCCGGAUCAUCAAGAACAGAACCGGCCCCAUGGGCCACACCUACGGCUUCAUUGACCUCGACUCCCACGCCGAAGCUCUUCGUGUAGUCAAGAUCCUGCAGAACCUCGAUCCCCCGUUUAGCAUUGAUGGGAAGAUGGUAGCUGUCAACCUGGCUACUGGGAAACGCAGAAAUGAUUCUGGGGACCAUUCUGACCACUACUAUCAGGGCAAAAAAUACUUCCGAGACAGGAGGGGAGGUGGCAGAAACUCCGACUGGUCUUCCGAGUCAAAUCGACAAGGACAGCAGUCAUCAUCGGACUGCUACAUCUAUGACUCGGCAACUGGCUACUAUUAUGACCCCUUGGCGGGGACUUACUAUGACCCCACCACCCAGCAAGAAGUCUAUGUGCCCCAGGACCCGGGGUCCCCCGAGGAGGAGGAGAGCCGGGAGAGGAAGCCAGCCAGCCAGGGCAAGUUGGGUGGCAAGAAAGAGACGUCCAAAAGGGACAGCAAGGAGAAGAAGGACCGCAGCGGGCCGAGGUUUCAGGAAGACGCCAAUGAGGAGACGGCGCCCCCAGAGGAUGUUUUUAAGAAGCCCCUGCCCCCCACGGUGAAGAAGGAAGAGAGUCCUCCCCCGCCCAAGGUGGUUAACCCCCUGAUUGGCCUGCUGGGUGAGUAUGGAGGAGACAGCGACUAUGAGGAGGAGGAAGAGGAGGAGCAGCCCCCGCCUCCGCAGCCCCGCACAGCGCCGCCCCCGCAGCAGGAGGAGCUGAGCAAGAAGGAGAAUGAAGAAGACAAGCUCACGGACUGGAACAAGCUGGCCUGCCUGCUCUGCAGGAGGCAGUUUCCCAAUAGAGACGUUCUGAUCAAGCACCAGCAGCUCUCAGACCUGCACAAGCAAAACCUGGAAAUCCACCGGAAGAUAAAGCAGUCGGAGCAGGAGCUCGCCUACCUGGAGAGGAGAGAGCGGGAGGUCUGCUCUGCUUCCCAACAGGGAAAGUUUAAAGAAAGAGGAAAUGAUCGCAGAGAAAAGCUUCAAUCUUUUGACUCUCCGGAAAGAAAACGAAUGAAAUACUCCAGAGAGACUGACAGUGAUCGGAGACCUGCUGAUAAAGAAGAUGUGGACAAUAGCAGCAAAGGAGGCUGUGUCCAGCAGGCUGCUGGUUGGAGGAAGGGGCCCGGAUAUGGCCACCCCGGAUUGGCUUCAGCGGAAGAGACUGAAGGCCGGAUGAAGGGGCCCGGGGUGGGGGCUCCCGGAAGAACCAGCAAGAGACAGUCCAACGAGACAUACCGAGACGCUGUGCGAAGAGUCAUGUUUGCUCGAUACAAAGAACUCGAUUGAAGGACGGAGCAGUCCCCUUGGACACAGCCUCCUGUUUUGUGUGUCAGUCUCUCCUUUUGUUUUGUUACUGUUCUUGCUGCUAGAACUUUUUUAAAUAAACUUUUUUUCAAUGUGA